Messenger RNA from Diaporthe amygdali, 1707 nucleotides. RefSeq lists its product as uncharacterized. Lineage: Eukaryota; Fungi; Ascomycota; Sordariomycetes; Diaporthales; Diaporthaceae. Gene Ontology annotation, molecular function: carbohydrate:proton symporter activity. Gene Ontology annotation, biological process: carbohydrate transport; transmembrane transport. The record is from RefSeq and is a predicted model, not a curated record. The coding region runs from base 1 to 1707 and encodes 568 amino acids. The transcript is spliced from 2 exons. Gene Ontology annotation, cellular component: membrane.
AUGGCAUUCAACGCUGUCUCUGCCACGCCCGUAGGGGCUGUGGAUGACACAGAGAAGGCGGGAACCGUCGAUGCAAGCUUGAACAUGGACGCGAUCACACGAGAAGCCGCCGCAGCUACUGACGCCGAGCACCAGCUGGGGCUCUGGAAAUCUCUCAAGACCUACCCCAAUGCUAUCGCGUGGUCCAUCGGACUAUCGACAUGUCUCAUCAUGGAAGGCUUCGACAUGGCAUUGUUAAAUCAGCUCUACGCAUUCCCGCCCUUCGUGCAACGCUUUGGUGAGCCGCUGCCAGAUGGGAGCUACGAAUUGACUGCUUCCUGGCAAGCUGGCUUGUCUAAUGCUAUCUAUGUCGGAGAGAUCGCUGGCUUGUUUGUCAGUGGUAUCAUCUCUGAGAAAUACGGCUAUAGAAAAACCCUCAUGGGAGCCAUGACUCUCGUGGCUGCUUUCAUUUUUAUCAUUUUCUUCUCUCAGUCUCUCGUUCAGCUCCUCAUCGGCGAAUUCCUUAUCGGCAUCCCUUGGGGUGUCUUUCAAACUCUCACGACAACUUACGCGGCUGAUGUGUGCCCUCUCCACCUUCGAGCAUAUCUUACAACGUACAACAACCUGUGUUGGGUGAUGGGUCAACUUUUGGCCGCUGGAGUCAUGGUCGGCAUGCUGGAGCAUAUGGAAACACUCGGAAUAUGGUCAUACAAAAUUCCAUUUGCGUUGCAGUGGGUCUGGCCACUUCCACUCAUCCUUCUCAUCUUCCUCGCACCCGAGUCACCGUAUUGGUUAGUGCGCAAGGGAAGAUACGAUCAGGCCAGACGCUCCCUGCUACGCCUGAUAUCUCGAAGCACGAUGGACACAAGGUUUAACAUCGAUAACAACAUCUCCAUGAUGAUCCACACAAACGAGAUGGAAAAGUCUGUGACAGAGGGCACAUCAUACCGAGAUCUCUUCAGAGGUCCAGUCAACCGACGCCGUACUGAAAUAGUCUGCAUGACAUGGGCUAUCCAGACUCUCUGUGGGUCUACUUUCAUAGGCUUCUCCACCUAUUUCUACAAGAACGCUGGAAUACCAGACAGUCAAGCGUUCAACAUGACUCUGGCAGGCUACGGAAUUGGAGCCUUCGGAACUAUUCUUUCUUGGUUCUUGAUGCGCUGGGUUGGACGACGCUCCUUGUACUUUUACGGCCAGACCAGCAUGUCACUAUUCCUCCUGGGCAUAGGUUUGGCUGGGAUAAUGGGAACUGGCAACGCCUCGGCAAGCUCGGCCAUUGUCGCAUUGCUGCUACUCUAUACCCUGACUUACAACAUCACCGUCGGGCCUGUUUGCUACUCUCUUGUCUCGGAGUUGAGCUCCACACGCUUGCGAAACAAGACGGUGGUUCUUGCUAGGAACCUCUACAACAUCACGGGCAUUAUCACCAACGUUCUGACACCACAGAUGAUCAACCCAACGGCUUGGGGCUGGGGAGCCAAGACUGGCUUCUUCUGGGCUGGAACUUGCGCCCUUUGUGCACUGUGGACCUUCUUCCGGCUACCAGAGCCGAAGGACAGGACAUAUGGAGAGCUGGAAGUCUUGUUCGAACAACGCGUAUCCGCAAGAAAAUUUCACAAAACUGUGGUAGAUCGUUUUGCAGCACCAAAGGAUGACUCAGUGCUUGAAGACGAGAAAAAGGAGGGUGCGGUCGAGGUUGUCGAAACCGUCUCGCGUCAGUCUUCGUGA